UGUGCUUUUCUAAAGCGACCCGAGCGGAUCCUGAAGUUUGGACAUGAUAGAAGUCGCUAGCUACUUUCCGAAUAUAAUUUUAAACGCCGAAAGGGCUUAACAAAAUAACGAGACUCCAGUCCUAGAAAUAAAUAUCUUUCCUAGCCAACAAGGGUUUUUAUAUUUUUCAUACGCCUACUUUCAAUUUAGUCUACAUGUAGCGCUCUCUUUGAUUGUUUGGGGGAAAACCGGGUCAGUGCACCGUAGCUAGCUAGCAAGCCAGCUAAAAUACUUUACCUUUUAUUUUUCUCUCACACUCCGCGGUAAUUUGCAUCAGCUUUUUGUGACUACGCCCGCGACAUGUCGGACACAUGGAGCAACAUCCAGGCGCACAAGAAGCAGCUGGACUCUCUUCGAGAGCGGCUGCAGCGGCGCCGCAAGGAUCCCACGCAGCUCGGCACAGAGGUGGGGGCUGUUGAGUCUACACGCAGUGACAGUCCUGGCCCAGCCCUUCAGAGCCCCCCCCAGGCAGAUGCCCCCCCAGACCCAGAACUGGAGAGGAGGCUUCUGGGAUAUCUGUCAGAGCUGAGCCUCUCCCUCCCCACAGACUCUCUCACCAUCAGCAGUCAGCUCAGCAGCGUGGAGUCUCCAGUCUCUCAUGACUGCAUUCAGUCUCUGCUGCUCAAAUUCUCUGCACAGGAGUUGAUCGAGGUGCGGCAGCCGUCUGUGACCACGCCCUCCUCCACGCUCGUCACCUCCGUCGACCACACAAAACUGUGGGCCAUGAUUGGGGGCGGGGCUCCGGCACACAGAACUGGCGUCAAGAGGAAAGGGGAGGACCAAUCACAUCACAAACGGGUUCCUGGCUCCUCCCCCUCCCUUCCUGCUCCACCCUCGCCCCCAGCGCCCUCCUCCAUCUCUCUGGCUCCUCCCUCCUCCCAGCUGGUCGGGCCCUCUGAUUGGAAGGUUGGCGGAGGGGGCGGAGCAGAUAAAAAAGGCAGGGCCAGUAAGGGCCAGACCUCACACCUGGACAUGGAGAUUGAGAGCCUCCUGAACCAGCAGUCUACUAAAGAGCAGCAGAGCAAGAAGGUGAGCAGGGAGAUCCUGGAGCUGUUGAACACCAGUUCGGCGAAGGAGCAGUCCAUCGUGGAGAAGUUCCGGUCCCGUGGGCGCGCCCAGGUCCAGGAAUUCUGCGACCACGGGACCAAGGAGGAGUGUGUGCGGUCAGGGGACACGCCCCAGCCCUGCACCAAGCUGCACUUCCGGCGGAUCAUUAACAAGCACACGGACGAGAGUUUGGGCGACUGCUCCUUCCUCAACACCUGCUUCCACAUGGACACCUGCAAGUACGUGCACUACGAGAUCGACUGCCCCCCCGAGGCCGAGGGGGGGCCCCUGGGCCCCGCUGCGGGGGCCACGGAGCUGGGCCUGCACGGGGCCGAUGCAGACAGCACCGUAGGCAAGCUGUUCCCCUCUCAGUGGAUCUGCUGUGACAUCCGCUACCUGGACGUGUCGAUCCUGGGGAAGUUUGCGGUGGUGAUGGCCGACCCGCCCUGGGACAUCCACAUGGAGCUGCCCUACGGCACCCUGACGGACGACGAGAUGAGGAAGCUCAACAUCCCCAUCCUGCAGGACGACGGCUUCCUGUUCCUCUGGGUCACCGGCAGGGCGAUGGAGCUGGGCCGUGAGUGUCUCAAUCUGUGGGGGUAUGAGCGGGUGGAUGAGAUCAUCUGGGUGAAGACCAAUCAGCUGCAGAGAAUAAUCCGCACUGGGAGGACUGGCCACUGGCUCAAUCACGGCAAGGAGCACUGCCUGGUGGGGGUUAAAGGGAACCCGCAGGGCUUCAACAGAGGGCUGGACUGUGAUGUCAUUGUGGCAGAGGUGCGCUCCACCAGCCAUAAGCCUGAUGAGAUCUACGGGAUGAUCGAGCGUCUCUCUCCCGGCACCCGCAAGAUCGAGCUCUUCGGCCGACCCCACAAUGUGCAGCCCAACUGGGUGACUCUGGGUAAUCAGUUAGACGGGAUUCACCUGUUGGAUCCAGAUGUUGUCGCUCGGUUCAGGAAACGGUAUCCCGACGGAGUAAUCUCCAAACCCAAAAACAUGUAGCCCCGCCCCUUAUCUCCUCUCCAACCCAAAAACCGUGUAGCGCCUCCCCCUGCCUGUGGGCCGGUCUGUCAGUGGACAGGAUGAAAAUGUUUGUGUUUUGUACCCAGCUGCGAGCUUAUUUUUAAUAAAAGGUUGCCAUGCCAACGUACAA
This is a messenger RNA of Conger conger (European conger), 2236 nucleotides long. It is a transcript of the gene mettl3, whose product is annotated as methyltransferase like 3. The coding region runs from base 340 to 2085 and encodes 581 amino acids. Gene Ontology annotation, cellular component: nucleus; RNA N6-methyladenosine methyltransferase complex. NCBI's taxonomy places the organism in Eukaryota, Metazoa, Chordata, Actinopteri, Anguilliformes, Congridae. The transcript has 11 exons. The record is from RefSeq and is a predicted model, not a curated record. Gene Ontology annotation, molecular function: mRNA (2'-O-methyladenosine-N6-)-methyltransferase activity; mRNA m(6)A methyltransferase activity.